AACCAUCAUUAAUAACCACAAAAUAUAUACCACUUUUAAUUUAAGUAAGUUGUCAGUUCCUGCGCCCAGAAUUUUAAAUGUAACGCAUAAGCCGGCGCAUUAGAAACGAGUUGGCAAGGCUUGCGCGUCCAUUGCAAAAAAAAAAUUCCUUCACAGAGUUACAAUUAACUAUGACAAGCUCGUAAUGUCAGCCGUAAAAACAGUGUCUGUAGGAAAAGUGUGAAAGAAAUUAGUGAAUAGUUUGUGGGUGUUUUGUGUACGUGCAUUUACCGUAUUAUUUCCAAUAGCUUUGCGGCUUUUCAAAGUGCUCGCUUCGGUAUUCGUUUUCCCCGCACCCAAGCCGCAUUUGCGACGCCGCUUGGAAAAUGUCGCUGGAUGGCGGCAGGUUGCGCUACGAGGACGAAAAUGGUAAAACCGUGGUUCUGGCAGCCAAAGGGCGCACCUUCCAGGUGGGCUCCUACUACAAUUGCGACCUCAUCCUGGAGGGGCCAGAGGAGGAGCGUCUAAUUUGCGAGAUUAACUGCGAUGCCUUCGGCAGGGUCAUCAUAUACAACAAGUCCAGCGGAGAUCCCAUUCAUCUCAACGACGUGGCCAUCCAUGCUUCAGGCAAGCGUCCUUUGCUACACGGUGGCAAGAUUACUAUUCGAGAGAAGGUCUACACUUGGGAGUUCCCGAAGUGCUCCGAGGUGCAGGAAGCCCCAUGCACCCCAGAACGCCUAUUGCCCAAAGAACAAGCGUCAAACUCUUGCCCUUCAUUGAAGCAAUCGCAUCGUCUACAAGCCGAAAAACGCCUGACAGUUCACAAUUUUCACUAUAGCAUCAAUUCGGACGACGAAGGAAAUACUUCUAUAGAGUCUCGUGAUCAGAGUGAGUCUCACUUGGAGGAUGUCUCACUGAAUGAAUCCAUUCAACACAGCACAGAGAAGACAGCUUACGAGUCCCCCAAAGUAAAUCUUCUAGAGGCUACGCAGAAUAAGGAGAAUACCGCAACGCCACCAGGUAGCCACCAGAAGCUACUAAAGCUGUGCGCCAUCUCCGACGUGGUUAUUACCUCUUAUUCGCCGCGCGAGACUGGCGUUAAGACCGAGAAAUCCUUUUCAUGUGUGCGAAAACCUGGCUACACCACGACGUCUUUGGCAGUUUCCACGCCCAAGAGCAUAUACAGCACCCCCAAGGGCAAUGUGCUCUCUGAACUAAACGAAGACAGCUGCAGCCGAGAUCUAAUGGACUUUAGCACGCCAUCCACCUCAAAGAAGACCAAGCGGGAUUCGUCUAUGUUCCUGAUAGAUCUGACCACCCCAUCAAAGCUACGACAAACACCCAAACAUUCGCAUGCAUUCAAGCUCACACCCAAACAGACGCCUAUCAGUGUAGACAGCACCGACGAAUCAUCAGAUGCAUCCCCAUUAGUCAUUGACAUAACUAACUCUGACACACCGCCAUCACCAAGCCCUUCGCAACGGUAUAAAACUCCUCAGCGUCCGGCUGGUAUCACCACACCCAAUAGAACGCCCCAUUCCCUGAUGAAACGAGCUAUGCUUACCAGCAUUAAAAAGCAGAUCGCCGCCAACCAACCAGAUAAGAAUACCCCCAUAGCCACUCCCAAGCGGACAUCUCUUCUGGAGGCUCGUCGCCACUGCCUGACUACGCCUCGGCGUUUGCCAUUCCAUCCACAUCGGCGUACGCCAGUCCAGCGAGAAGGGCAUACGAGAGGAAACGCACCCAAGACCUCGCCACGCAAACGUAUGUCACUAAUGGAGUCUCCCAGAGAGAACAAGGUCUCCCAGCUCAGAAAGUCGUUUGCGGCUGCCAAGCGUAGUCCCGGCGUUGACAAGAGCAACAAGCUCGUAGCCAGGGCACGUCGUUCGCUUAACUCGCCGAAAAGUGGCUCCCCUAAGCCUGGAUCAUCUAAGCCGUCAUCGCCAUGUCAAAAAAAAACAAUCGAUGUGUCCCAGAUCAAGAGCUCCACUCCGGAAAAACCGGACGAUUCUCAGGAUGAGCUGAGCCGCACGUUCACUAUAAUGCAUGAUACCCAAGGAAAGGAUCAGAGUGGCGCAGCAAUGACAAUUGAAGCGGUUACUGCUCUCAUCACUGGGGAAGUAGACGAUGAUGUAUCCUUUCAGCUGAGUUCCCUAAUUGAAAAGAGGCUUCCGUCAGUGAGCUCAGAAGAGCCUACACCUAUCCGAGACAAAGUUGAGCCGAUCGGGACAGAAUCAGAUGUGGAAGGCAAGUUAAAAUCUGCACAGGAAGAUGUGAAUCCUAAGCCAGAUGCGGCCAUACUCGACGAGAAUGAACGUGACAAACAUGAAUUUGAAACCGGCAAAAAUGAAGACGAAUGUAAAGAAAAAGAUGAUCUUCCAGUCGGCAAACAACUAGAGAAUGCUAUUAUUGAGGAUAACAUUUGCGAAGAGGUUCAUGCAAAUAUUCCUCAACAAACUAAGAAUUCUAAUUCUGAGAAAAUAAUCGAGGAAAGUAUUUGCGAAGAGCUGCCCUUGGAGAGUACUACUGGUAAUUCAAAUUCAACUGGAGGGACAUCUCAAAAAGAGAACCAACCAUCUCCAAAUGCAGAAACCCCCGUGGUUCGCAGGAGCUUGCGCCGUCAUUCUGUUGAGCAGAGGGUAGCGUCAACAACGCCACGGAGAAGCACUCGGCGAUCCUCGAUGGAGGCCAGCAGUAAGACAUUACCCGAGAAGGACAACAAGCGUUCUCGCCGUGCAUCCUGUUCAGCAAUGGACAGCCAAGUCGCUGUUACUCCCCGCCGCAAGCGGCGAUUUACGCAAGAAAUGUCCACACCAACGCGCCAAUCGUUGCGUAUUUUGAACACACCCAAGAGGGAACUUCAGAUGGAUGAAUCUGUGGGCGAUAUGGGAGUCAUAUUGGAAGAAGUUGGUUCCGAAGAUGAUAGUAAAUCUGUCAUCGCUGAUGACGAAAAUUAUGGCAACGAGCUGCCAGUUGAUGAUAUCGACAAGGUAGAUUUCCACGGCCUACGGGAUUUAUUGAAAACACCAAAAAGCUGCAGCACACCACGCUUUAAAGGGCUAAGGGAACUGAUGCGAACUCCGAAAAUUCCUGCCUCACCAAUUAUAGGAAAUAUGGCAGAACUAUUAGAAACCUCUGUUGGUAGGACUCCUUUCUACGAUAGAAGAAGCACUGCAGUAUCCCGCAUGGAGCAAGAAAAGCCUCUGGAAAAUGCCCUGAAGACGCCCAGUGCCCGGAAUAUCAUGGUGCCAAAUGAACCAGCUAGCGCAGUGUUAAAGUCUCGCAAGGAUUCUCUGGAGGCAGCCACAGAAUAUGAUCUGAAUGUGACGAACAACACAUUGCAUUUGGACAAGAUUUUCGAGGACGUGCCCGAAACGACUGGGGCCAAUAUGGAAGACACGGAAGAGAUAAAUGUGACAGCGAUCAGCACAGCGACUGGAGUUGAUCCUCUGGAUUCAAUAAAUCAGAACAAAACAGUGGCAUCAGAGGCACUGAUGAAUGUCGGGCAUACAGCCAAAGCGAACGCUUCCCUAAAAGAUCCUCUGACAAGCACCACCUACAAAGCUACCAUGCAUGCCAAUCCCAAUCUUAGCGCCUUUGCAGAUUGCGGCUUCAGGUCUAUUUCGCCCAACACAAACGAGAUGAGUGGAAUUCAGUUGUUGGACCAGACGUCGGACUCAAUGUUCUCCGAAGCACUAGUAGUUUCGGGCGUAGAGUCGUGUGAAGUCACCGUGGAUGAGACGAGGCCUUUAGGCCAGACCAAUCCACCUAUUGAUAACAUUGAGGAUCGCUCAGAUACAGACUCAAAUGUCGGCCUUACUGAGCCCUUGGUAUUUAGUGAUGAUGAGGAGGAGCCAAAGAAAUCGGAAGCAACUCCCAAACAGUCUGACGGUGCUCAGGAACCAUCUAUAGCCUACAAGCUUGAAGAAUCUGUCAAUCUGACGGAACACAACACUGUCGAUGAGAAUUCAAGGAAAGUCGAAACGGGUGCUAUCAGUGAAAUUUCAUUAAUUGAAGUGGAAGAUACCACAAUUGAGGGAAGUACUUGCGACGAAAAUCUCGAAGGUGGCAAACUUCAAGAAGAGAAAUGUCUAGAUAUCCCAUCAGUUAAUUCUGAUGAAAAUAUUGAAUCUGCAGUGGUGGAAUUGACGAUCGUAGAGUCAGAGAUAUUUCCUUUAGACACAACAGCGGAUAGUUCGAUCAAUUCUACCAAUGUCAUUGGCAGUAGUGUGGAAGAAACUAUACCUGACCAAAAUCUCGAAGGUGGCAAACUUCAAGAAGAGAAAAGUCUAGAUAUCCCAUCAGUUAAUUCUGAUGAAAAUAUUGAAUCUGCAGUGGUGGAAUUGACGAUCGUAGAGUCAGAGAUAUUUCCUUUAGACACAACCGCAGAUAGUUCGAUCAAUUCUACUAAUGUCAUUGACAGUAGUGUGGAAGAAACUAUACCUGACCAAAAUCUCGAAGGUGACAAACUUCAAGAAGAGAAAAGUCUAGAUAUCCCACCAGUUAAUUCUGAUAAAAAUAUUCAAUCUGCAGGGGUGGAAUUGACGAUCCUAGAGUCAGAGAUAUUUCCUUUAGACACAACAGCGGAUAGUUCGAUUAAUUCUACUAAUCUUCUUGACAGUACUGUGGAAAAAACUAUACCUGACCAAAAUCUCGAAGGUGACAAACUUCAAGAAGAGAAAAGUCUAGAUAUCCCAUCAGUUAAUUCAGAUGAAAAUAUUGAAUCUGCAGUGGUGGAAUUGACGAUCCUAGAGUCAGAAAUAUUUUCUUUAGACACAACAGCGGAUAGUUCGAUUAAUUCCACUAAUGUCCUUGACUGUAGUGUGGAAAAAACUAUACCUGACCAUAAUCUUAAUCAGGAAGAUGCCAAGUCCACAAACGAUGCCCAAGACACUUCAGUUACAGAUGAAAAAUCCUCCACUGACUUAUAUGGUUCAGUUGGCGAAGUAUCACCUUCCAAUAAAAGUGAGGUGCAUACUGAUGAACCACCAAUCGUAAUAUCACCUUCUAAAGAACUGUCAAAAGAGGCAAAAUCUGGUGAUGAGCCCACCGACAAAGACACCUCAAAACCAUCUAUAGAGCUCUCUGAAGAACUUUCCGAAGAAACCAAACCAGAUAAGGUUUCGAGUGCUGCAGAACCGGAUCGACCAGCCACAGAAACUUUGCCGACUCAAAAAGAUACACAAACAGCACAACCCGAAAAGGGAGCCCCUGGCGCAGAGUCUAAGCAACCGUUGCAUGAAUCACAUUCCGAUGAACUUGUAAGAGAAACCAACUCCAAUGAGGUCUCAAUUGAUGGCGAAGUCAUUCAACCAGCCAUUGAGACUUUGCCUUUUAUGGAACAAAAACAAGAACCUGAUGUUUCUACUGAUGCAGAAUCUAAUCAACAUUGCAUCGAAAGUUCGCCUCUCAAAGAACUUUCAGAGGAAACCCAACCUGAGAAGGUACACUCUUUAGAUAAUACUAAACAAGAAGUAAACCCGUAUCCCGUCAAGGAUGUUUUAAAGGAAACAAAAACUGAUGAAUCUAUCCAACCCGUCACCAACAUAUAUCCAACCGAGGAACUUCAAGAAGAAGCUAAACCUGAUGAAUCACCUACUGAAAUUGUUCAAGGAUCCAACGAGACGAAAACUGAUACUAUUAAACCAAUAAUCGAAACAUCACCUGAAAGAGAACCUCCAGUAGCGGCACAUCCUGAUGAGUUGCCUUCUUCUAGUGUAAAGGAUCAAGUAAUUGUCGAAAAGCCAUCUGAUGAAACUAGGACAAUCAUCGAAUCUUCAGGUGACGAGCUACUUUCAGAAGCAGGAACUGAUGAAGUGCCUGAUCUAAGUCAAAUCGAUCAACUAAUAACUGAAAAGUCACCCGCCGAAAAACCGACUGAGAAAGCAAAACAUGAUGAGACUCAGGAAGUCAUCGAAACAUCACCCGGGGAGAAAGAUCCAAUCGAAGCCAGUACUAAAGAGAAUCCAUCUGUUAGUAAAAUUGAUAAUGUAGUUGUGGAAACUAAUCCUCAAACAGAUGAGCCAAUUCCAUCGGAUGAAAUUAAAAACUGCGGGCCGGUAGAUAUGUGCAUCGAUGAGGUCUCUUUAAGCAAUUCCAGUGCAGUAUUUGAGAUCGAACACUCUGAAAAAGUCGCGAUGACUUCUCUAGACUUAGAUACUUCCGCUAUAAGUAAAGAAAAGGAAAAUAUGGAAGCUUUGCCGAAUCACGUCGCUUGUGUUAAUCAGUCUUCUAUAGCGAGCGAUCUUGCUAAUGUAAGCUCAUUAGAAGUAUCAACGAAUUUAUCUCCCAAUACUCGUCUAUGUGGGACAUCAAUGUCACAGAAUGAAAGCGCUCAAAUUGAUGAACAGAAUGAAAACGAUCACGUCGAAGAAUACGUCGCAAUGGAGGCAUCAUCAAAUGAAAUUAUCGCUGCUCAUAAAGAGAGUGAUGAGAAAUUUGAUGAAAAUAUACCUGACGAUACCUUGAGCGUUCUUGAACAAAGUUCACUGGAUGAAAAUGCACUAAUUCAUCAAUCUCUAACGGACCAGAAUAAAGAGGUUUCUAUUAUAGAGGAAUCCGAAGCUGUUGUUUCAGAGGAACCUAAGGAAAGCCAACCAAACCAGGAUUUCAAAACAGAGGUGAUUCAGUUAGAUGCCUCCAUAAUUGUUGAGCAAGAUACACUAGAUGAAGAUACAUCAGUUGGAGAGGAUAAAGAUCAAUCCACAGAAAUGUCUAUGCUUAAAGAACAAACUAAUGCCGACCAAAUAAUAGAUGUUAACUCGAUGGACAAAAAAGAAUCCACAGAUUGUAACCCCAAAAUGGAUUCUGACGAAAAGGACAAUGACGAUGAAGUUAUUCAAUUAGAUGCCUCGAGCUUAGAUGAAAGUUACACAGAACCAUCCGUCUUAGUCGAACAACAUUCAGAUAUGGAGUUGAACACUAAGGAAACGGAGAAAUGCAAUCAAAAUCAAUCUGACGAUGAGGUGAUUUCGUUAGAUUCCUCAGGCAUUGCUGAGCAAUGUCCUUUAAAAGAAGAUUCAAUAAUUGAAGAUCCAAACGAUGAUUCCAUUAUAGAGGGUAUCGUAAUAGAAGACAAUGAUGUAAAAGAAUGUGUGUCUGAAGAGUCAUCUAACCAAAAUGAAGUCACUGAACCAGCAAAUCAUAUUUCAAUUAUAACUGAAGAGCCAUACGAAAAAGAAAUCUGCCCUAAGAUAUCAACUGUAAACGCUGCAAUCUCUUCACCACACCAAGUGGAAUCACAAAAAAUGUACGAACAAAUAAAUCAGGUAGAAACUCUCAUAGGGUGUAACACAUCACACGUAAUAAUAAAUUCAUCAAGUCCCAAUGGGGAACUUCUUAAUGCUUCUUCGGAACGUGACAUUGAGCUUCCUAUUCCAAAAGUGGAAGACGUAUCUGAUGCAAUGCCAGAUUUUCAAUGUGCUCAAGAUGGCGGUGAAGUAGAAAAGGUUGAUAUUAUGUCAGAGGACAUUGCCAAAGACCAGCAACCUCAGCCAGGAGACCCAGCUAAUUCUAGCUCUACAGGCCACGGACCUGAAUCGACAGUACCUCACGAUGAUGCCGUUGAUAAAAUAGAACCUGCCCCAUUCAAUUCUACUAAUUCUUCUGUGGUACCUUCAGAAAACGAGCCACAAGAAGUAGUCAGUAUUAAAGAAUCUGCCGACUUCACAAAAUCAAGUGAAGGUGGAGACGCUACUGAUAAUAUACAAGAAAAAUGCAAUUUACCAUCGGAACGAGAUCAAGAGCAAGAAGAUGGAACACAUAUCAAGCCAGUAUCUGAAGAUAAAUCUCUAACAAAAACAGAGUCCAAUUCUGCAGUUGAUUCGGAUCAGGAAAUGUUAGCCGUUAAAGAUGAUGCUGGGUGUAGCCAGGAAAAAACAUCUGAGAAGCCUAUUCAUAGUACUUCAACAGAUUCCAAAAGUAAAGAUCGAACCGACAUUAUAGUUUCCAAACAAACAAUAUCCCCCGAGCCCACGGAGAUGUCCGGACUUAUCAGCAAGCCUUCAAAACAAGAAGAAAAGUUGACGCAUGAAGAUGAAUCUAAGCCAGUAAAAAGAGUGACCAGAAAGGGAUCUGCUUCCGCGGAUAGUGCGACUGAGGUUGAACGUCCAAAAAGAAUGACGAGGAAACCAUCUGCUGAGGUUUUGGAAAUAGAAGACCGUGGAAGCGAUACUAAGCAAGAAGAUGAUCUCAGCAUUAAAUCUAGGGGACGAGCUAGAAAACCAUCAUCAGAUGUGAAUGAGGACAAAAAGGAAGCUAUUACAGAAAAAAGAGGACGAGUACGCACUGCAUCCGUCGAAGCUGAAACCACAGCAAAUGUCGAACAGAAAGAAAUCCCGGGCCAUAAAUCUGAUGAAGCUCUUAAACCCAUCCUAGAAGAAGAACCAGAGCCAGAAGUUGAGAAAAGAAUCGAGUCAAAUGCAGAACAGGCGAUCAUCAUAGACAAACCCAAAAAACGAUUAAGGAAGGCAUCUUCAAAGGAAUCGGAUACUCCAUUGGAUAAUAAAGAAAAAAUUAAUACGGACUUGGAAGGUGCCAACGUACCUGGAAGUACUCAUUCGAUUAACAGCGAGCAACGAGAUGUUCCAGAGGUGGAAGGCGAUUUAGAAGGUAAAAUAGAAGUGCAGGAAACCAACCAGAAACAGACCACUAAAGAACGACCCAAAAGACGCGGAAGAAAGGCAUCUGCUAAUGAAACGGACGACGCAUCCGAGAAAAUUGAAAAAGCUGAAGAUCAUUUGAAGGCCAUUAACCAAGAUGGAAAGUUAGCAGUUGUUUUACCUACUACAAGCAAUGAAAUAGAGAACACAAAUACAGAAAUUGUAGCAGACUUAGAGCUAAAGCCAAAAAGACGGGUGCGGAAAGCAUCUGCAAAGGAAACAAACACGACGUCGGAUAAAAAGGAAAAGACUGUAGAUAUUUUAGCACCAGUCAUAGAAGUGGAACCCUCGCUGUCCAGUAAAAAGAAUUCGAGUCACUCGGAAUCAAAGGGGCCUGCACCGGUUGCUACUUUGAAUAUAUCCAAGGAAGAACAAGAUCCCGAUAAUGUGCCAAAUGUCUCAUCGGAAAACAGGGCGCCUAAGGAGUCAAAGAAGCAGGAAGAUGUGUCCAAAGAGACAGGUAAUACUCGCGCAGAGAGACCAAAGCGAAGACUUCGCAAGGCAUCCGAAGAUAUAGUCAACGAAGCAAAUGACGCACAUAAUCCUGAAACGGCGGAGGCUUUGGCUUCCGUCCAAGAGGAUCACUUAAAUCUAGCUGAUCAAGAAUUGCCGAAAAAACGUGCACGAAAAUCAGCAGAAUUUAUGGUCGCAAAUGUAGAGGAGCAUGCUAAGGAAGAACACGUUGAAAGACCGAAGCGUAGAGGACGCAAGCCUUCUCAAGACAUUGAUCAUGUUUCCCAAGAUGUUCUGGAAAAACCAAAGCGGAGGGGUAAAACACCAGCAGAUCGUGAAACUCACCCUCUGGGCGAUGAAAAGCAGGAGCCAUCUUUGCCAGUUGUAGAGCCUGCGAAGAAGACCAGACGUAAUGCACGCAAAGCUUCUGCGGAAACUGUUGAAGCCGUUUCAACUAGCGGCGAAGAGCAUCUUGCGCAAAUAAGAGAAGAGGCGACCGAGCCAGUCACAGAAUCAGAACCGGCACCAACUGAAUUACUUCCAGAUGAGGGUGAGGUAAACAAGACCCAGCGACGCGGUCGUAAGCCCACUUUGGAUACGGAUGAGGGGAUUAAAAAGACACCACCAGAGGAUCCAGCUCCGCUUCCCUCUCAUUCACGCAGACGUGGACGCAAAGCCACCGAGGAUGAGGCCUUACCAACUGCAGAUCUGGCUGUGCCGAAAACAAAGCUUCGUGGACGCAGGGCGUCCAUGGAGCCAGAACAUAAGGACGAGCUCCCAGCGGAGUCUAGUUCCGAUGUCGUGGAACUGCCAGCGGCCAAGACAACGCGCCGCGGUAGAAAGCCAAGUGUAGAUAUGAAAGCGACCACACCGGAGAAGAAACCACCAUCUCGACGUGUGCGCAAGGCAUCAGCGAGUGUCGAUGAGGAACAGCCAGUGGCCAAGAAAACGGCAAUACGUCGCGGUCGUAAAAACGAAGCUCAAGACGAGGAAAGAGAACAGAUCGACUUGCAGGACUUGCCUACCGAAAUUGCUUCGGCGCUCGUGGACACAUCGGGAUCCCCUUCGAAGGCUUCCGAUGCCGAAGAACUUACUCCACGCCGCCGAGAGGGACGCAACUUGCCACGUAAAAACUACGAGGAGGCACCGGACGAUGAGAAGCCGCAUUCAGGACUGCGACGGGCACGCAAGCCACCAGCGGCAAGCAAGGCCCUGGCCAACAAGGCGUCAGAGCCAGAUCCAGUUACACCUUUGCCCGUAACCAAUCAACCGCCCGUGAAAGCAGACGAUACACCCGACAACGCAGCUUCUCUUCCGGAGCCCACAACCUCGCAGCGACGCGAAGGACGAAACCUACCGCGCAAGAACUACACGGAGGAUCUGGACGACGAAAAGCCAACACCGGCUCGUAGUCGCCGCGUACGCAACCUGACUGCAAAGGCGCUGGAAUUAAUUGUGGACUCUUCACCGCGGCCAGCGACUCCGAAACGGCCGAAGGGCAAGGCAGCCAACUCUGAGGAGCCACCGGCAAAGAAGGCCACCCCAGAAAUUCCAUCAACAACAGAAGCGUCUGGGCCAGAGCAUGAGCCGAUCCCAGCAACCAAGGGGCGUGGAACUCGUCGAAAGGCCGACGACAGCGAUUUGGAGAAGCCGGAUGUCAAAACAGCCAAAAAGACCGUACGCGGCGCGGGAGGAAAAACCAAAGUCGAGACUGAAACGGAGAAGCAACCACCCAUCAAAAAGCCGCGGGGCGGAGCUCGUGCCAAAACACCAUCGGAGGAGGCUCCUCAGGAGGAGGAACAGGCAAAGAAGCCUGCCCCUCGCAGUCGAGCAAAAGGCGCCAAGGCAGUAGAACCGGAGCAGCCCGCCGAGGUUCCCCAAGUCGAAGCCGGCUCCUCCACAUCGACGGCGGCAGUUCGAGGUGGCCGAGGCCGGAAGGUACACUUUGAGACCGCGCCGGAGACCUCUGCUGUUGAGGGUGCGCCACAGCGCGCAACUCGGUCACGACGAAAGUAAUAUCACAUCUAUUUCAUUCAUAAGCUUUGUACUAAUCUGUAUAAUUUUUUGAUUUAGUUUUUAAUCUAAAAUAUUAAAUGAAGUAAUUUUACGUUAACUUGUGUAAAAAAAAAUUCAUUUAUAUAUUAAUUAAUGAAGGCGUGUUAUUUUUUAAUUUCUCUUGUUAAUCAACCCAUUUCGGUGGGAUAUCGUUGGAAUGGCUCCCCUCGCUCAGAACAAAAACUAACCUUAAUAGAUUUAAGGCAUUUAAAAAUAUUAAUACAUAUAUAUACAUAGUUUAUCACUUAAGGCAUUAUCAGAACUCCCCAAAAAUAAUAAAGUUUCGUAAACCAA
Messenger RNA from Drosophila simulans, 11441 nucleotides. RefSeq names its product titin. The record is from RefSeq and is a predicted model, not a curated record. Gene Ontology annotation, molecular function: protein binding. Lineage: Eukaryota; Metazoa; Arthropoda; Insecta; Diptera; Drosophilidae. The transcript has 7 exons. Bases 366 to 11108 code for a protein of 3580 amino acids.